Messenger RNA from Molossus molossus (Pallas's mastiff bat), 2747 nucleotides. RefSeq names its product ectonucleoside triphosphate diphosphohydrolase 3 (gene ENTPD3). Bases 68 to 1657 code for a protein of 529 amino acids. The transcript has 11 exons. Gene Ontology annotation, biological process: nucleoside diphosphate catabolic process. Gene Ontology annotation, cellular component: plasma membrane. The record is from RefSeq and is a predicted model, not a curated record. Gene Ontology annotation, molecular function: GDP phosphatase activity; UDP phosphatase activity. Lineage: Eukaryota; Metazoa; Chordata; Mammalia; Chiroptera; Molossidae.
ACCGGGCUGCCACUGCAGCAGCUCUGGUCGCCUUUCUUGGAUCAUCCGCUCGCAGCUGGGAGAAACGAUGUUCACCGUGCUGACCCGCCAACCUUGUGAGCAAGCAGGCCUCAAGGCUCUCUCCCGCACCCCAGCCAUCAUUGCCCUGGUGGUCUUGGUUCUGAGCGUUGUGGUGCUCGUGGCCAUCACACUCAUCCAGAUGCACCAGAAGGAGGUCCUCCUUCCAGGACUGAAGUAUGGAAUUGUGCUCGAUGCCGGGUCUUCCAGAACCACAGUCUACGUGUAUCAGUGGCCAGCAGAAAAGGAGAAUAAUACCGGAGUGGUCAGCCAAACCUGCAAAUGUAGUGUGAAAGGCUCUGGGAUCUCCAGCUAUGGGCAAAACCCCCAGGAGGCCCCCAGAGCCUUUGAGGAUUGCAUGCAGAGGGUGAAGGAGCAGAUUCCAGCCCACCUGCACGGAUCCACGCACAUUUACCUGGGCGCCACGGCCGGCAUGCGCCUGCUCAGGUUGCAAAAUGAAACAGCAGCUAAUGAAGUCCUUGCAAGCAUCCAAAACUACUUCAAGUCCCAGCCCUUUGAUUUUAGGGGUGCUCAAAUCAUUUCUGGGCAAGAGGAAGGGAUAUAUGGAUGGAUUACAGCCAACUAUUUAAUGGGCAAUUUCCUGGAGAAAGACCUGUGGCACAUGUGGGUGCAUCCGCACGGAGUGGAGACCACAGGUGCCUUGGAUUUAGGCGGUGCCUCCACCCAAAUAUCCUUCGCGGUGGGAGAGAAGGUGGAGCUGAACAGCAGUGACAUCAUGAAGGUGUCCCUGUAUGGCUACGUGUACACACUCUACACACGCAGCUUCCAGUGCUACGGCCGGAACGAGGCGGAGAAGAGGUUUCUGGCGAUACUCCUUCAGAAUUCCACCUCUGAGACCAAUGUCACCAACCCCUGUUACCCUCGGAAUUAUGUCACCACCUUCACCGAGGGCCACCUCUUUGACAGCCUGUGCACGGAGGAUCUGAGGCCUAGAGGUUACAACCCCGAUCACACCAUCACUUUUGAAGGAAGCGGAGACCCGUCGCUGUGUAGGGCACAGGUGGCUUCCCUCUUCGCCUUCAAAGCCUGCCAUGAGCGAGAAGUCUGCUGCUUUGACGGGGUUUAUCAGCCGAAAGUUAAAGGAUCUUUUGUGGCGUUCGCGGGCUUCUUCUACACAGCCAGCGCCUUGAACCUCUCCGGCAGCUUCUCCCUGGACACCUUCGACUCCAGCGCCUGGGACUUCUGCUCACAGAACUGGAGUCAGCUCCCGCUGCUGCUGCCCCGGUUCGACGAGGUGUACGCCCGCUCCUACUGCUUCUCGGCCCACUACAUCUACCACCUGCUCGUGAGUGGGUACAAGUUCACCGAGGACACCUGGCCCCAAAUACAUUUUCAAAAAGAGGUGGAAAAUAGCAGCAUAGCCUGGUCUCUUGGCUACAUGCUCACCCUGACCAACCAGAUCCCAGCGGAAGUCCCCCUGAUCCGCCUACCCAUGAAGCCACCUACCUUUAUGAGCACCCUUGCCUUCUUCACGGGAGUGGCCUUGCUGUGCCUGGCAUUCCUGGUGUACCUGUAUGCGUCGUCCAGGAAUCAGAGGCGCUCCCAGCAUGCCUUGGACCACGCGGUGGAUUCCGAGUGAGCCUCACGAAGCAGCUGCUGGAGUCCGAGGGCUGCCACGGUCCAGCCUGGGUGGCAUCAGACUCUGCAAGUGAAAUGCCCGUCUGUGGGAAACAGCUAAAGUCAGAUACUUAGGACGUGUGCCGCUCAGGUACUGAUUUAUGCCAAAGCACCUCUUGGGGAGUCCCUCAACUGUUCUGUGCACACCGCUCCUCCAGAGACCCACCGCCCAGUUGCUGACCACGGGGAACAGAGGAGAGACAGGCCAGCAAGGCCGACUGUUUACCCCAGUGCCCCAGAGGGAGAGGACGCUGAGAAUAUGAUAGUUUAGUGCUGAAGAAUUGACCUCAGGGCUCAUUUUGUACCCGCCCUCCCCCAGAAAUGCUGUAUUCCUGGCAGGUUUGGAAGCUGGCAGACGCCCACUAAGCAUUUGCCCAAUCAGAUAUCUUAUUUCGUGGCUUCCUCCCAUUGGUCCUUAACUGAGACUUUCCUUUAGUGACCCCAUAAACAUUGAACUCCCUCAGAUUAGUAGAAUAUAUUAUUUGGGGGAGAAGCCUCCUUUGCGCCCAAGGGCAGUGGCCACAGCCAACUUCUGUCACUAUGGCAGACCCUGAAGGACAGACACGCAGCACGUCUCCCAGAAAACUUCUGACCAUUUCCCAAGUGGGAUUCCCGCUCAAGGCUCUGGUCACUAGAUUGCAGCUGGUGUGUGUACCAUUCCCUCACCUCCGCUCACAUUGCUCUUGUCAUCCUAUGAAACAUGUACUCCUAACAAGGGUAUCGCGCUCCAGAUCUUUUUGCCUUUGCUAGGCUUUUGUUUUGGGCUGUCUUUCUAGAAAUUGUUAGCAUGGUGUGUACACGGUGUUCACCAUUCCCACAGGUAUACUUGAUGCUGUCACAAGACAUCCUAUUCUGUGAUUUGCUUGCCAAUUACUUUCCUAGACAGUAGACCUCGCUGCAUAGUAGCCAUAGUUCUUGACUUUGGGGAAAGAAAAGGAAGCUGCAGGGACAUUUAACUCCAGAAUGGGAUGGGAGAGAACUCCAGCAUGUCCAAUGGCUACGAAUGGAAAACCAACAUUAUUUCAGAUUGUUGUUUGGUAGCUCAAUGUGGA